Molecule: messenger RNA, 2374 nt
Organism: Asterias rubens (European starfish)
Lineage: Eukaryota; Metazoa; Echinodermata; Asteroidea; Forcipulatida; Asteriidae
Product: gastrula zinc finger protein XlCGF26.1-like
Exons: 2
Coding region: 127-1908 (593 amino acids)
Biological process (GO): regulation of transcription by RNA polymerase II
Cellular component (GO): nucleus
Molecular function (GO): RNA polymerase II cis-regulatory region sequence-specific DNA binding; DNA-binding transcription activator activity, RNA polymerase II-specific
Source: RefSeq, a predicted model, not a curated record
GCGCCCAUGGAUUCUGAAAGUUUAAUCUUUUGAGACAAGCAAACAUGGCAAAUUCCCCAAAACAACUACCCUGAGUCGUAAAGUUAGUGAUCCAUAAUUGAAAUUCAAUUCAGGUCAAAUAUUGAGAUGGCUGAGCCACUUAGUAGCCUGGGAUUAAUGCCAAAUCAGGAAGUAGUUGAGGACGUUGUGGUGAUAGUCAACAACCAAGCUAACCAGGACGGAACAUCAAUUUGCACAGAAACUAAUGCAGGCAUUGCAGGUGACUCGAUUGAUGUGGUGAGUGAUGUGGUGAACAAUGUGGUGGUGAGAACUGAAUGUGUCCCACACGAGGUAGAGAUUACAUCGGAGGACCUCGGACAUCUGUCAAAUCAAGUUCUCACUGAGAGGGCAUUUUCUCAUGGCGACGGAGCACUCAUAACACAGGAGCAACGUGGAGGCUCGGAUCUUGUUGAAGCAGGCGAGAAACAGGUAGGAGAAGAUGAGCAGUGCUGCCAAGUUGCUCAAACUGCUACGUCUACUACAGCACCCUUCAUGGAUACAUCCUUGAUGAGCACGUCUGAGGAUAGGAUGGACCCUGAGCUCAUUGAAAUAGCCGCGGCCAUUAAAAUGUUGACCAGUAUGGCUGCAUCGUCAAAGAUGACUUUUGCUGAAUCGGAUCCUCAAAUGCAGGCAUCACUUCCGACAAGGACCAAGAAUAAGUCGGAAAAGAAGUUAAACCGGGAUAAAACCGAUCGUUCUUGUGGGUCUCCUCAGCAUUCAAACCAGCUCAGAAAAAGUAACCGGAAUAAGCCAAAUCGUACCAGUCCAAUGUUUACGCAUCAUAGAACCAGCAGACCGUACAAAUGCAGUCAGUGUGAUCACUCCUACAAGAAGUCUAGUUACCUGACUCGACACAUGAAGUCGCAUGAACAGCUUUCGUUGACCUGCCGGUACUGCGACAAGAAAUUCUACGCAAAUAAUAUGCGAGUUCGCCACGAGAAACACCACCAAGUGCCAUUCAGAUGCAUGGUUUGCGGGAAGGGUUACGGGGACCAGGCCGGGCUGGUGGUUCAUAUUCGCAAACACACAAACGAGAAGCCAUUUUCUUGCAAGGAAUGUAACUGCUCCUUCACCUCAAACAGUGCAGUACUAAGACACGAAAGGACCCAUCUGGGACUUAAACCGUACGUGUGCAAUGUAUGCGGUAAGGCGUACACCCAGAUAAACACACUCAACGAUCACAAGAAGACACACUUUGACAAGUGGACCUUCGCCUGUACAACGUGCGGUAAAGUUUUCAACGCUCGCAGCAGCCUUAGACGUCAUCGGGUGAAGCACCACCCCGAAGUAGAGACUCCAAGUGGCCGGAAAUACCUCGUCAAGGUCACGACACCGGAAGUCGUUCUGGAUCAAUCCGUAAUCGCGCAAUACCAAUGUAGAUUCUGCGAGAAGACGUACGAGAAAAAGGACUCUCACCGGAAACAUGAAAAGCUCCACACGGAACCGGAAAGGUUCACUUGCUCCUUUUGUAGGAAAGUCUUCACCGGCAGACAGGACCAAGUUGUUCAUGAGAGGACGCACACCGGAGAGCGACCGUUUCGCUGCGAGUUGUGCAUCAAAGCGUUCUCCUGCAUGUCCGCACUGAAGAGACACGUCAAAUCUCACUCACUGACGAAGGCAUUCGAGUGUGGGCACUGCCAUAAGACGUUUACGCGGGGGACGGGACUGCGAGACCAUGAACUGAUCCACGCGGGACACAGCAAACGUUUCCCUUGUCAGUACUGCGAUAAGAUAUUCGCCUCUCGUUGUGCGAUGAGAAGUCACAUGACCAAGAAACACUGUAGCACCGGGGAAGACUCUAUCACCGUGGUUACACAGUAUGUGACUAUUUCAUCACAAACUUCAAGCCAAGAUGUGAUCAUGUCGUAGCAGUUUAUUAAAUCUUGUGAAAAGCUAAGGUACUGUACACUGUAAAGUUUUCUGUUUUUUUUUUUUCAAUAAGCCAUGCAAGUUAGAAAUGUCUGAUACAAUGGCUUGCUUAGUCACAAAUAAGUUCAGGCCAGAUACUUUACGAUACCAAGGGGAUUGCCUCCAUGCCACUGGCCAUUGCCUUGGUGCCCUUGAAAUGUUCCAGUAGAAAUGUACAAUAUCCUCAGUCAUAGGGUGCCCUUUACCAAGGAGAAAAUGCCUUGGUGCCCUCGCCAUUUCAAGCAUACAUUGUACAGGCCUGAAUAACCCCUUGAAUUUGAACUGUUCAGACUCUACUAUGAGACAAUUAAUACUAUCAAAUGGUUCACCGGGCAAGCUUUUGUAAAUUAGCAACCUGCAUUGAGUAAACCCUGGUACCAUUGUCAGGCCUGAUACUUCAAGCAGGCAACGGAGGCGAUUGCCUCCG